UUGACAUUGAUUUUUCGUUGUUGCUUCAGAACAAAGAUUGACAACGGCCUCCCAACAGCCAUAAUAUUGCCUUCCUUUCCACUCAAUUAACGCUUUCAUGUUCUUCUUCAUCUUCUUCGCGAACCACAUUAUUCUCUGAGCCGUUCUCAGGUCUCGAUUCGCCCUUUGUUUGGGUCCCCUCGAAAGAUGGCGAAUUGGGAAUCUUGGGUUUCGGUUUUCAGGUUCGUUAUUGGGUUUUGGGUCGUGGUUGCGAUCUUGGAAGGCAAUAUCUUUGUGGUCGCUGACGAUAUUAGCAGCGUUGGGAGAGCUGAAAAUAAUGCUGAAGUGUCACAGAUUUGCAAUACUGAUAUGAGUAGUUUUCUGCCACCGCCGUUUACUAACCUAUCUGGUAUGACCUGCACGACCUUGUGGAAUACUUUCGUAAUGAAGUAUUCACAGGAUAAAGAGAAUGUUGUGAACAUUAUAUUAUCGGCUGUAUACACCACUGGAUGGGUAGGAAUGGGGUUUUCCAAAGAUGGUAAUAUGGUUGGCUCCAGUGCCAUGGUUGGAUGGAUUAAUAAAAGGGGUGAAGCAAGAAUUAGGCAAUACUAUUUGCAGGGUUAUGAGUCAUCAAAAGUCAUUCCUGACAAAGGUGAAUUGCCACUCACUGGUAUUCCUUCUUCUGUUGUUCUCCAUGGCGCCAGAAUUUACUUGGCAUUUCAGUUGAAAUUUCCAACUCGUCUUGCUCAGCAACCUCUUAUCCUUGCUCUUGGAUCGGCACACCCAAAUGCUCACUUCCACCUACCCAUACAUGAGGACAAAAAAGUAGUCAAAUUCGAUUUCUCUGCAGGUUCUGCUGCUUCUGCAUCUUCAUCUGGUUCAGGCAGCAAUAUUGGCCAGAAGAAGAAGAACCAUGGGAUAUUGGGUAUAAUUGGUUGGGGUCUAUUCCUUCCCAUAGGGGCAAUUAUCCCCAGAUACUUUAAGCACAAAGAUCCUCUUUGGUAUUAUCUUCACAUAGUCAUUCAAUUUGUGGGAUUUAUUUUUGGGCUUGCUACAGUGGUACUAGGAAAACAACUAUAUGAUGAUAUGGGAGCUGACCAACCAACACAUAGAGGCAUUGGAAUCUUCGUUUUAUUUCUUAGCAUCCUUCAGGUACUGGCAUUCUUUCUGCGGCCUAACAAGGAUGCCAAGAUUCGCAUGUACUGGAAUUGGUACCACCAUUGGUGUGGAAGGGUGGCCCUCUUCUUUGCAGCUUUGAACAUAACGAUAGGAAUUAAUAUUGGACACGCAGGGAAUGAUUGGAAGAUAGGCUAUGGAUUUCUUCUAGCUGUAGUUCUUCUCUCAGUCAUUAUUCUGGAAGCUUUGAAAUGUAUGAAAAGAAGAUCAGAUAGUGAUACCAUGCCCUCAUCUUUCCAAAUGAACCCAAUCCAGUGAGCUAUGUUGACGUACAAUCAAGAAACACAAAUGGAUGCUAGAGUUUGCAUAUCUUAGACAAAUUGUGAGAGAUAUCUGGGCUUGCAAUGGAUCAUGGUUUUGAAAAAGGCCAAGCUGUUUGAAUGUCAGACCAAUAUAUCGUAUUGAAGAUGGUCUAGACUUGUGUCCUAAUCCUUUGUUCAAUGUGAGGAUGUCUCGGUGUGGAGAUGGUGUAAAAAAUUAUGAGAUAUCACGAUUUUUUUUGGUCAAGUUGAUAAUUUCAAUGUCCUUUCCCCGCUAGGCCAGAGCUAACAGAGUGACUGACUACCCUUUUACAAUGUCAUGAAUGAAUAUGUUUACUGCUAUGUCGCGUGUAAAUCCAAAUUCCUGGCGAGAUUUGUGGAGCUUUUUUCUGCUUUUGAAUUUUGGGUUUGUAUUACAUUAAGCACAUUCUCUAUUUCUUCAUUCGUGGAUGUUCAAUUUUUCUCAAUAUAAAAGUUUUUUCUCACUAUAAA
Messenger RNA from Ziziphus jujuba (common jujube), 1907 nucleotides. RefSeq names its product cytochrome b561 and DOMON domain-containing protein At3g61750. The transcript has 5 exons. NCBI's taxonomy places the organism in Eukaryota, Viridiplantae, Streptophyta, Magnoliopsida, Rosales, Rhamnaceae. The record is from RefSeq and is a predicted model, not a curated record. The coding region runs from base 187 to 1413 and encodes 408 amino acids.